CGAUGAGCCGUUACAAUCACCCCGUCGCCCCGGGAGAAUCCGUCCCGGAUUCAAAAAUCAGAGCAGAUAAAGGCGUUCUACUUUCUUGGUUUUGUUUCUCCUGCUUGAUAUUCGAGAGUAAAUGACUGGCGCCACUACAAAGAAAUCGAACUAGAUUGGCACCUAAUCGUUUACCUGAUUUGAAUGAAAAUUCAAACACAAGUCAAAUCUCGUCUUCGGAUCAAAUACUAUAAAAUAUCGUAACGUCAAUAAAUUAAAAAAAAAAAAUAAAUAAAUAAACAAAUAAAAUAAAAUAAAAUUAACCAAAAUUAAAUUGAAUUGAAGUAAAUUGAAUUUAACUUAAAUUAAAUUUAGAAAAGAAAAUAUCCACCAUCAUGGUCAUAAAAAAAAAGAUAAAAACAAAAUAAAUAAACAACAACAAGCUCAUCAUGAUUGUCAAUUGUCCAUGGACAACAUAAAUGACGACGAUGAGAAGAAGAGGAGAAUGUUGCAUAUUGUUCAAUGGGUGGAAAAAGUGGGUGGUGGUAGCCUACUCGUUUUGGUCGAAAAACCCACCGGUGGUUUCAGCUGGUCAAGAAGAGUAUUGUAUUUAGCAAUACUCUUCGCGCAAAAGACGCAGCUGUUCACCGCCGUGCGGGUCUUCGGCCAAAGGCCACCACCCACUGCCGGGACAGUCGUCUUUGCAGAAACAGACUCCGUUCCGGACUCAUAUAUUGAGUCUUUUACUCAUGUUUAUUUUUAUGAUUUUUGUUUAUUAUUUUAAUAAUUGAUAUUUUGUUUCGUUAAGUUCACUUUUCUUUUCUCGUUUUCUCCCUUAUUUUUUUUCUUUCUCAAUCUUCUUGUUCGUGUAAAUAAUUUUUUUUUUAAAUAUAAGUUGAAAGUUAAGUCAAGAAAACUUCAUAUGCACCAGAUGGACAAAAGAAUGCAAGCCAGAGAGAGAAGAAUGACUGUUACUAUGCUAUUGCGAUACAGACCUGAGUAGAAAACUAACGAGAAAAAGGGAAAAGAAGUUAAUUCAUCCAAAGAACAAGUUCUGGUCUCAAUUUUCGAAGUAAGUAUUUUUUAGUAAAUUUUCUUUGGUUUUUGGAUUAAUUUCCAAAUUUAGUCCCAAAUAUCUUUGAUAGAAAUCAGCUGCUGUUUCAUUUUCUUUUUGAACGCAACGGCUACGUUCAAUUUUCAAAGCCUCUAUCCUUUCAGGACUACGAAAACGAGACAAGAACAACUUCCUAUAUAUUUCCUUUAAUAAAAAAAUCUAAUUCAUCUUGAGUUAAAUUUCCUCUAUCUUGUUCUAAUUUAAUUGUUAUAUCAAAUGAAAAUAAUAAUUUAUGUUUUUCAAAUAUACCCGUACAACCAUAAUUAUAAACAUUUAGUGUUAAUGUUGUCAUUAUAUUUUUAUAUUUUAGUUUAUUUAUUUAUAUUAUUUAAUUAAUUAAUAAUAUUUUUAGAAAAUAUGAUAAAAUUGGUUGGAAUGUAUCGUAUGAUUUUAAUGAGUCCGAUUUUCGUGUUUGUAUGCAAAUAUUAGAUACGUAUUUGACAAAAGCUAUAGCAAAUAAUGAUACAAGAAUUCCAUGGGGCUCAUUGAAAUAUUUAAUUGGAGAGGUAAUGUACGGUGGACAAGCAAUUGAUAAUUUUGAUCGACGAGUAUUACGAACAUAUAUGAACGAAUACAUGGGGGAUUUUAUUUUUGAUACAUUUCAACCAUUUUAUUUUCAUCAUAGUCCAGAUGUAUCGUAUUAUAUUCCAACAACACAAGUAGAUGCACAACAACAAGGAUUACCAAUGAAAGAAAUGUGUCUAGGAAUAUCGCGACAAUAUAUCGAAUCAUUACCAUUAACAAAUACUCCAGAAAUAUUUGGUUUCCAUCCAAAUGCAGAAAUUGGCUAUUAUACAAAGUCUGCACGUGAUAUAUGGGAGCAACUAAUCGAAUUACAACUACAAUCUGGUGAAGCCACUGGUGGAAUGAAUCGUGAUGAAUACAUCGACAGUACAGCAGCUGAUAUACUAAAACGUGUACCACCUCAAUAUGACACUGAUAAAGUUUGGAAAACAUUUGGUGGUGAAUCGAUUUCUCCAACAUCCGUGGUAUCAUUAACAACAUUGAGACGAGUAUUGAAAGGUGAAGUAGGAAUGUCAAACGAAAUGGAUGAUUUAGCACGAGCUCUCUAUAAUGGACAAUUGCUUCCAAUGUGGAAAAAAUUAAUACCUGCAACAAAAAAAAAUCUUGCCACUUGGGUGGAUCAUUUUCUGAGAAGAAAUCAAUUGUACAACGGUUGGGUGAAUGAAGGUGAACCAAAUAUCAUGUGGCUGUCCGGCUUACAUAUUCCUGAAUCAUAUUUAACUGCACUUGUUCAAGUAACAUGUCGUAAAAAUGGUUGGCCACUAGAUAAGUCAACAUUGUACACACAAGUGACCGAAAGCGGAAGAUGUUGUUUUAUAACUGGACUUUAUUUGGAAGGAGCAAGUUGGGAUGUUCAAAAAUGUUGUUUAUUAAGACAACGUCCAAAAGAACUUAUACAAGAAUUACCAGUUAUGAAAGUUAUUCCAAUCGAAUCACACAAACUUAAAUUACAGAAUACAUUACGAUGCCCUGUUUAUGUCACGUCCGAUCGUCGUAACGCAAUGGGAGUGGGUUUAGUGUUUGAAUCUGAUUUAUCCACAACUGAACAUAGCAGUUAUUGGGUAUUACAAGGUUUCUGUCUUAUUUUGAAUACUGACUAA
Didymodactylos carnosus is the source of this 2718-nucleotide messenger RNA. NCBI's taxonomy places the organism in Eukaryota, Metazoa, Rotifera, Eurotatoria, Philodinida, Philodinidae. The record is from the annotation of a GenBank genome assembly.